Melospiza georgiana is the source of this 1444-nucleotide messenger RNA. It is a transcript of the gene C3AR1, whose product is annotated as complement C3a receptor 1. The transcript has a single exon. Gene Ontology annotation, biological process: inflammatory response; phospholipase C-activating G protein-coupled receptor signaling pathway; positive regulation of cytosolic calcium ion concentration. Gene Ontology annotation, cellular component: plasma membrane. NCBI's taxonomy places the organism in Eukaryota, Metazoa, Chordata, Aves, Passeriformes, Passerellidae. Gene Ontology annotation, molecular function: G protein-coupled receptor activity; complement component C5a receptor activity. Bases 36 to 1151 code for a protein of 371 amino acids. The record is from RefSeq and is a predicted model, not a curated record.
UGCUACUGAUUUCCCUUCUGUUUUACAGCUGCAGAAUGCCUCAAGCCCUGGGCAAUAGCAGUUCACAGGAACAGGCUGCUGUGUAUUAUGCAUCAGAAUCAAUUGUCUCCAUUGCUGUCUUCACCAUCGUUUUCAUCAUAGGUAUCCCAGGCAAUGGGUUGGUGAUCUGGGUAGCUGGUCUGAAAAUGAAGAGGUCUGUGAACACUGUCUGGUUCCUAAACCUUGCUGUGGCUGACAUCAUGUGCUGCUUGUCCUUGCCAUUUUUCAUUGUUCACCUGGCCCUUCAUGAACACUGGCCCUAUGGCUGGUUCCUCUGCAAAGUCAUUCCAUCAGUCAUAAUCUUCACCAUGUUUGCUAGUGUCUUCCUACUCGUGGCCAUCAGCAUUGAUCGGUGCCUCCUGGUGAUGAAACCUGUCUGGUGUCAGAACCACCGAACAGUGAAAUUUAUAUCGCUCAUAUGCAGUGGCAUUUGGAUGCUGGCCUUCAUUUUCUGCUGCCCUGUCUUCUACUACCGUGAGACAAGCACUUACGAAGGCAAAACAGAGUGUGGGUACAAUUCUGGAGUUGAUGAUUACAUAGAUGAUCCUGUAAAUGUAUCUGUAAAUGUGUCUGUAAAUGAGUUAUGGGAUUACUCAACCUACAAUGGUAGUGACUUGUGGGGAGACAUCAAUGAAGGUAAUGAUUCUGUACCCCUUGCCUCAGCAGUAAUAAACAUCACUAGGGCUGUCUUUGGCUUUUUGCUGCCCUUUGGCAUAAUGGCACUUUGCUACGCCCUCAUUGUUUUCAGAACACAUGCAAACCAGUUUCACAAGUCACGCAACAGGACACUGCGAACAAUUGUGUGUGUGGUAGUGGCAUUCUUCAUCUGCUGGGCUCCAUACCAUGUAGUUGGGAUGCUCUCCGUUGUACCUAGCCUUCGAACAAGGCUGAUGGAGUCACUGAUCCUGUGGGACCACCUCUCUACAGCACUUGCAUAUGCCAACAGCUGCAUCAACCCCCUGCUUUAUGUUUUUGUGGGACGGGACUUCAGGGCAAAGGUGCGGCAAUCGGUGCAAAGAAUCUUGGAAAGUGCCUUUAGUGAGGAACUCACAUCUUCAACCCUUCACAGAAGCCAGACUUCAGCAGACAAGAACCUGAGCAGCACCUUGUAAUGCAGGACUUCCUAUCACCACUGUAGGAGGAACUAGCUAUAGCGCUGCACAUCAAUCACUCUCCGCUUAGCAGGUGGUUUUACUCCAAUAUGUUUGAUUAAUCUGCGGCUCCAACCCAGGACACUGCAAGCAUUUAGCUCAUGACAGAUAUAUCCUACACUAUGGGAAGUUGAAAGCACCAAGAGCAAUAAUCUGAGAGAUGACUGGUGAAGCAGAAGACACAGUAUUUUAACCUACACAGACUAUUUUAAGAAAGCAGGGCUGGCUACAUAUUUGUGGUGGGAAUAAUGUAG